Messenger RNA from Metopolophium dirhodum (rose-grain aphid), 894 nucleotides. RefSeq lists its product as uncharacterized. The record is from RefSeq and is a predicted model, not a curated record. Lineage: Eukaryota; Metazoa; Arthropoda; Insecta; Hemiptera; Aphididae. The coding region runs from base 161 to 826 and encodes 221 amino acids. The transcript is spliced from 3 exons.
UAAUAAUAGUAGUGGUUUUUGUCGUUAUGCUUUAUCAGUCAGUACGUGUGUAUGACAGGAAGUGCAAAUUUUUGAUAAUUCUUUAAACAUAAAAUGAUAUAAUUUAACCUACUUAAAGGCUACAUUUAAUCUUGUUAAGUUCAAACCACCUACACAAUGAAUGGCUAACUCACCAGAUACUGUAUUGCGGUUUAAGCAUUCGUUUCUAUGCUCUCAAGUCAAAAUGGAGUCUUUACACUUGCUGACACUACAGUUGAUUAUCUAUGCAUGUACAAUAUACGGUGGACCUAUUAAAGAUGACCAAGAACUAAAACCAUGUCCAAAAAUCAAACCUUUCAAUAAAGUUAACAUCGAUCAGUUACUGGGAAAAUGGUUUUUGGCUAUUAUGGUAAUAGAAUCAGAACAUGAAGAAUUUGUUGAAGAUGGUGUUUGCAUUCAUGGAGAACUUUUGAGAUAUAAUAAAACCACAUUGAGACAAGUAUGGAAUAUUGAUAACCCAUUAUUAAUUGAUGACCACAGUGCUGUGAUCGAACUGCCAACAAUAGAAAACGAAGUAGGAAUUUGGUCAAUACAAAGUCCACUAGGAGGAGACAUAACAGCAACUAUUAUUGAUGCAGACCCUGAUACACAUUUAAUAUUGGCGUUUUGUGGUAAAAGAGGAUCAGACUCAUUACACAUGUGGACUGUAGUUGUAACGCGUCAAAAUGGAAUUUCAGCACCAGAAACCUUAAGAUUAUCAGCCAUUUUGGUCAAACAUGGUUAUAAUCCAAUGGCAAGUAAAAUUAUAAGUUGGAAAAAUUGUCCGAUUUACACAAUGAUACCUUAAAUGUAACAGAUAUUUUAUGUUGUUUAAAAUAAUUAACCAAUAGAGAAAUAAACAAAAAUACAGAAUUA